Lolium rigidum is the source of this 1146-nucleotide messenger RNA. RefSeq names its product probable transcription factor At5g28040. Gene Ontology annotation, cellular component: nucleus. The coding region runs from base 71 to 1126 and encodes 351 amino acids. Gene Ontology annotation, biological process: regulation of DNA-templated transcription. The transcript has a single exon. The record is from RefSeq and is a predicted model, not a curated record. Lineage: Eukaryota; Viridiplantae; Streptophyta; Magnoliopsida; Poales; Poaceae.
AAUCCACCGAAAACCCCGAACCCUAAUACCGGCUCGAGCCCAUCCCCCAUCUCCCAUCCGAUCCGAUCCGAUGCUUCCCAUGGUCGACGACCCCUCCGCCGCCGGCGCGGCCGCCUCCUCCUCCUUCCCGGACGCCGACGCCUACGGCAACGGGGACUCCGAAGACAUCGACUUCCCAGUCGACCCAAUCUCCAACGCCCCCUUCUCCUCCUCCGCCGCCGUCCCCGCCCCCGCCCCCGCCGCCGCCGCCGCCGCGGCCGGGGGCGAGCGCCGGCCCCUCUUCCAGCGCCUGUGGACGGAGGAGGACGAGAUCGUGAUCCUGCGCGCCUUCGCCGAGUUCACGGCGCAGCGGGGCACGGCCUUCGCGUCCCACCAGUACGACACGGACCCCUUCUACGAGGAGAUGCGCCGCCGCCUGCAGCUCGACUUCUCCAAGAGCCAGCUCGCCGAGAAGCUGCGCCGCCUCAAGCGCAAGUACCGCAACUGCGUCGACCGCCUCCGCGUCUCCGGCAACUCCUUCACCUUCCGUUCCCCGCACGAGCAGGCCGUCUUCGAGAUCGCGCGCAACAUCUGGCGCCCCGCGUCCGACAAGCACGGACGCGACCCCGGCGCCGCAGACUCCGACGACGACGCCACCGUCACCGCCACCAACAACGGGGACGCGAAGUCCCCGUCUUCCUCAAAGGCGCAGCGCCGUGGCCGACGCAGGCGCACGGCUGACUUCGCUGCCGAUCCCUCACAGACACCGCAGUUCACGCCGGCGUCCAUGCCUGUCAAGACGGAGGACUCGCUGCCGGCCUUCUUUCCUCAGGUAGUAGCCAUGGACGGCGCCGAGCCUGUUGUUGUGCCGGCAGCCGCGCAGCCAACAAUCAACACAGAGAGCAGCGUCCUGACGCCUCUGUUCAAGGAGAUGGUCCGUGCAAUGCUAGGCAUGGGCGGCUGCCCGUCUCCUCUGGGUCUCGGUGCCAAGGUCCCUGAGCCGCCGGCUGGGAUACCCAUGGAGGGAGACAAGUGGAGGCAGCAACGGAUUCUCGAGCUGGAGGUCUACUUGCGGCGGAUCGACCUGCUGCAGGAUGAGGUCAAAUCUGCGCUCGAGGAGCUCAAGUCCUCCACACCAGCGACUUGAUUAUGCUGCUGCCACUGCUG